Molecule: messenger RNA, 1824 nt
Organism: Galeopterus variegatus (Sunda flying lemur)
Lineage: Eukaryota; Metazoa; Chordata; Mammalia; Dermoptera; Cynocephalidae
Gene: ADHFE1
Product: alcohol dehydrogenase, iron containing, 1
Exons: 14
Coding region: 125-1384 (419 amino acids)
Cellular component (GO): mitochondrion
Molecular function (GO): metal ion binding; alcohol dehydrogenase (NAD+) activity
Source: RefSeq, a predicted model, not a curated record
AGUCAGCCUGGGGACAGUCUGGUCAAAGCUCCUAACCUAAUGCCGAUGCCCAACUCAUUCUCAUACUUACUCCCAAGCUCCUGGAUUUUCACCUUCUGGGAAAACAACAGAGUAUGCCUUUGAGAUGGCUGUUUCACAUAUCAGAUAUGGAGCAGGAGUAUCAAAGGAAGUGGGCAUGGACCUACAAAACAUGGGGGCUAAAAACGUUUGCUUGAUGACAGACAAGAACCUCUCCCAGCUCCCUCCUGUGCAAGUAGUUAUGGAUUCCCUAGUGAAGAAUGACAUCGACUUUAAGUUUUAUGACAAUGUGAGGGUGGAACCAACAGAUUCUAGCUUCAUGGAUGCUAUUGAGUUUGCCAAAAAGGGAGCUUUUGAUGCCUACGUUGCUGUGGGUGGUGGCUCUACCAUGGACACCUGUAAAGCUGCUAAUCUGUAUGCAUCCAGCCCUCACUCUGAUUUCCUAGAUUAUGUCAACGCCCCCAUCGGGAAGGGACAGCCUGUGACUGUGCCUCUUAAGCCUCUGAUUGCAGUCCCAACUACCUCUGGAACUGGGAGUGAAACUACUGGGAUUGCUGUUUUUGACUACCAAAACUUGAAAGUAAAAACUGGUAUUGCUUCACGAGCCAUCAGACCCACACUGGGACUGAUCGAUCCUCUGCACACCCUCUACCUUCCAGACCGGGUGGUCGCCAACAGUGGCUUUGAUGUGCUUUGCCACGCCCUGGAGUCAUAUACUGCCCUUCCCUACCACAUGCGGAGCCCCUGCCCUUCGAAUCCCAUCGCUCGGCCGGCGUACCAGGGCAGCAACCCCAUCAGUGACAUCUGGGCAGUCCAUGCGCUGAGGAUUGUUGCUAAAUAUCUGAAGAGGGCUGUCAGAAAUCCUGAUGAUGUUGAAGCAAGGUCUCAGAUGCACUUGGCAAGUGCUUUUGCUGGCAUUGGAUUUGGAAAUGCUGGUGUUCAUCUGUGCCAUGGAAUGUCAUACCCAAUUUCGGGCUUGGUGAAGACAUAUAAAGCAAAGGCUUACAAUGUGGAUCACCCGCUGGUGCCCCAUGGCCUCUCUGUGGUGCUCACAUCCCCAGCGGUGUUCACUUUCACAGCCCAGAUGUUUCCGGAGCGGCACCUGGAGACGGCAGAAAUAUUGGGAGCCGACGUCCGCACUGCCAGGAUCCAAGAUGCUGGGCCUGUGCUGGCAGACACGCUCCGGAAAUUCUUAUUCGACCUGGACGUGGACGACGGCCUAGCCGCCCUCGGCUACUCCCCGGCCGAUAUCCCCGCGUUAGUGAAAGGAACGCUGCCCCAGGAAAGGGUCACCAAGCUUGCACCUCGUCCCCAGUCAGAAGAGGAUCUGUCUGCUCUGUUUGAAGCUUCAAUGAAACUAUAUUAAUUGGCAUUUUAACUGAAAGAAUUACCAUUGGCCAUCGUGGUUCUGAAAACAAAAGUUGAUCUAGCUAGUGAUUUGUCUUUUCAUCUUCACACACACUUGCCUGUUACCAGUUUGAAUGUGAUCUAAUUUUAUCCUGUAGCAGACUCCCUGAUGCAUGGAGUCAAGCUACUUCCAUAAAACAGGCUGGACAAAUACCCACUAUGUCAGACCCCUGGGCCAGACUUCAGGGGUCAGUGUUCCUGCUCCAAACCCCACAGAAUACUCCUGCUCCAUGUAUCAGUAUCUAUCAAAAUGUAAACGUACAACGUAAAUGUACACAUUCUAUGCCCAGUAACUGCAUGUCUAGAAAUUUAUCUUACACAAAUACUAGCACAAGUACAUAAAGAAACAUUGCAAGUAUGUUUCUAGCCGCACUUUUUCUAAAAAUAAAAAAUUGAAAC